This is a messenger RNA of Cuscuta epithymum, 1628 nucleotides long. Lineage: Eukaryota; Viridiplantae; Streptophyta; Magnoliopsida; Solanales; Convolvulaceae. The record is from the annotation of a GenBank genome assembly.
CGGGCGAAUUUUCCGUUAUAAUAGUACUGGAUCGUCAGUCGCCGGUCUAGAGAAGGCAAUGAAGGAGGCGUUCGCAGAGGAGAAAACGGGUCGGAGCCUGACAUUAAAGGACACUCUGAAGCCGGUUUUGAUUCCCUGCUACGACCUUUCAAGUCGGGCCCCGUUUCUGUUCUCUCGGGCCGACGCGCUUGAGUCGGACAGCUUCGACUUCCGGCUAUGGGAAGUAUGCAGAGCGACGUCGGCAGAAGCGGGAGUGUUCGGGCCGGUUCCGAUGAGGUCAGUGGACGGGUCGACCCGGUGCUUGGCCGUGGACGGCGGAGUUGCCAUGAGCAACCCGACGGCUGCGGCCAUCACUCACGUGCUACACAACAAAGAAGAGUUCCCUCUGGUGAGAGGAUUGGAGGACAUUCUGGUACUUUCAUUGGGGACGGGUCAACUUCUAGAAGGUUGCAGUUUACCAUGCGAGCAAGUGAAGGAAUGGAAGGGAAAUGAGUGGGCCCGGAUCUCCGGCGAUUGCUCGGCGGAUUUAGUUGACCACGCCGUAGCCAUGGCGUUCGGACAGUCCCGAAGCUCCAAUUACGUCCGCAUUCAGGCGAAUGGAUCUAGCGUUGAUGGCGGGGUGUGCUUAGACACGGACCCUGGUCCGAACAACGUGAGGAAGCUGGUUCGGAUGGCAGAUGAAAUGCUUUUACAGAAAAAUGUAGAAUCUGUUCUGUUUGGGGGGAAGAGGAUUGGAGAAGAAAGCAAUUCCCAGAAACUUGAUUGGCUUGCUGGAGAACUUGUGGAAGAGCAGCAAAGGAGGAGGAUUAGCGGAUUAUCCCCCAUUGUUUCCAUCAAGAAAGCUGCUCCUCCAACAAACAGAAACAGCUCUUGAAUAUUAUCAAAUAUUGAAACGAAGAAAGGAAUGGCAGUGCAGGUGAGAAAAGGUAAAUCUGAAGGAGGAAGAGUGGUAAACCUGCAGCUUUAACUUUUGCUAGAGUGAGAUUUGAAAAGGACAUCCAACUGUAAAAAUUAUCUUGUUGGGCUUUCUUGUCUGCCUAAUGGAGUGGCAUUUGAACCAUUUUGUGGACAAAACCACUUUGGAAAGUCAAAGUAUAGUGAUCCCUAUUGUAAUCCUUAGGUAUUAGGGGAAUUAUGUCUCUAAAAUCUGUUUUCCCACCUCUUUCAUUUUUACUUUUGAAUGUGCUCAUGCGUAGGGCGGUUUAAUCAAGUUGGACGGAGUCUGAGAAUUCAAGGCACGAAAGUCUACCUAGAAUUAAAAAUUUAUGCUCAACAAACUAAUUUCCAAAUUGGCAUUCCACUCAUAUAAUAUAGACCCAUUCAAUAACACGGAAAGGACAAGUCUGCACUCUGAGGAUCCAGAAAUUUUCUGAGGGCACUAUCCUAUGGAUGGGAAUGGAUCGGAUCGGGUCCAAUGUAAUACGAAGUACAUAGUACUAGUCUAUCCUGUUUAGUUUGUUCAAAUUAUUAUUUUUAAUCGGAAAUAAUUUAUUCAAUUGGUCUCAAAUGAUGUACAUCUAUGAUUAUAAGUCUAGUUUUGAUUUCAUUAAGACGAUUCCAAGCAAUAAUAUUUAUAUUUGUGAAAGGACAUUAUUCGAUUAGAAAUGAAUCAUCCUUGCACUGUCGUC